UUUCUAGAAACCAAGAUUUUGAUAAUAGAUCAGAAAUAUCCAUACAUGUACAACAAACUGAAAGGCAUGAUUUAGAUAUGAGAUCAGAAUAUGAUAGUGGGUCUGGAGGUAGUCCAGUUAGACAACCCGAUGAUGAUUGUAUUCUACAAAAUGACACUGUAAAUAAUAAUCGUAAAUGUGAACGAUUUAUUAAACAUGUUGUAAACUCAAAUGAAGGUUUUUCAUUAAAUGACAAUAUUGAGUCUGAUCAAGGACAGGCAGUCAAUAAGAAUGUUAACUUUUUAGCAAAAAUAUUUAAGGAAGAUAUUGCUAAAGAAAAAUCUAGUCUUGGAUUAGUAUUAGACCAGACACAGGUAGACAUUUUAGAAAGUUCUUGGCGUUCAAAACACCCAGAAAGAAUUUCUGCCUAUAAAGAGGAAUACAAGAGUGUUUUCCCUAUUCAUGAUAGUUCAGUUGAGUUUUUGCAAGUUCCAAAAUUAGAUGACUUACUUGAACCCAUGUUAAGACAGACACACGGUGAAAAAGCAGUUAAAUCUUGGGACAAUCACAGGCAACUGCAUACACAACCUCUAAGACAGAUAGAGAAAUUGGGUUUUCAAGGGCAACUCAGUGCAAGAAUGAACAUAAUUUCUGUUCUUUAUAUGCAACAAGCUCUAGGUUCACUUGUACAAACUCUUGAGAGUGAUGACUUCGAGAAAGAUAAAGUUUGUCAAACUGUAAAAGAUGUUUUUGCCAUGUCUACUAAAACACUUGACCAAGCAGGCCGUACAGGUGCCUUUUUACAUUUGGUCCGUAGGCAAGCUUCCGCUCAAGAUUCAGGGUUAACAGGCUUGAAAGAUAUGAGCAAUAAAUGCCAAUAUUUGCCACUCACAAAUGAUGGGGUAUUUGGUAAAGGUCUAGAAAUAGCGUUAGAAAAACGCAAAGAGCAAAAAGACCAACUCUCUGAUCUGUUACCAGAGUUCAACAGAAAGAGAAAACUUGAAAACUAUGCUCGUGAGAAGGGAAACAUUAAGGUUUCCAGAUCUAGUUCAUCAGGUGGGCAAAACAUUAAGAACAAUAAUUAUAAUGUGAAAUCAAAUUCUAAUGCAACUAGUACAUUUCCCAACUAUAGGAAACCUGCACAGAAUUUUCAGAAAGACAAGUCAGCAUCAGCACCUAGACAGAGUGGACAAGAUGCAAACAAGACCGGCUUCAAGUCUGGCUUCAAGUCUGGCAAGAGUGCUACACAGUCCUCAUGGGGUUCUUUUCGGAACCCCAAGGGAAGAGAUAGCUGACUCAGAAGAUGAUGACUAGUAGUAUCCUGUAAAUAGUUUGUUUGUUUUUUGGUGGAAGUUUUUAAUGUUUGACAGUAUUUUAAAAAGAACUGUUUUUGGUGUUUUCGGAGGAAUGUUUUUGAUUCAUAUCCAAGAAAUUUAUCCUCCACCUGCAAAGAACUGCUUGUUAAUCAGUGAGUAUUCUAUAUUUAUAAUAGUAACUCAUGGUAAGUAUAUUUAACCAAAUUCAUAUAAAAUGGUAAUUUUUGAAAUCUCAAGAAGAGAUUUUAUAUGAAUUUAUAGGGUUAAAUAUACUUACCAGGAACCACCGCCACCCCAAAUAAAUUUCUUUUUGGUGUAUAUUGGUUUGCCAAUUAAACGCCAAAUAAAACUGAUCUUACCUUGAAUCGAGUGAGUAGAUUUCAUAACAUACCGGAUGUUUAAAGAUCUCGGUCUCCUCGAUGUUUUUGCGAUUGGGAACAUACUAAAACGCGGAACGUAUUCUAUAUUUAUAAUAGUAACUCAUGGUA
Molecule: messenger RNA, 1783 nt
Organism: Mytilus trossulus (common blue mussel)
Lineage: Eukaryota; Metazoa; Mollusca; Bivalvia; Mytilida; Mytilidae
Exons: 2
Coding region: 78-1274 (398 amino acids)
Source: RefSeq, a predicted model, not a curated record